AUGGCCCCUCCUCCUGAAUUCCUGGAAGAGCUAUACAAAACAUCUGUUGGUUUUCGUACGAAUAUUAGAGCGUACAACUCAAUUCUUGCAUUCACAUCAAUUGGUGCCAAAAUCGACCAUUCGGUAACAUCAGGAAAUGGUCCAUACACAUUUAGAAUCCAUGGACAAAAUCACCAUCAAAUAGGAUCUCUAUUACCGGUGGAAGGAAGGCCUCCCCAGUUUGCACAGCUCUAUAUAUAUGAUACUGCAAAUGAGGUUCGGAACCGUAUGAGUACACUGAGUCGAACAUCGAAUGCUGGAGAUUUAGAUGAGAAAAUUGUCACAGGCCUUAUUCAGAUGAUGGACAAUUUUAAUUGUCUUGCAAAGAUCUUUAGAAAGGCAGGGGAUCGGUAUGAAUUAGGAGACGUCUCAAAUUUCUCAAUCACUUUGGUAGAACAAAAAAGACGUGGUAAGCAGUACGAGAUGCCAGUUAGUGAGGAGAUUGUUGGUUUGAUCAUUGGCGACAUGUCAACAACAACUGGUGAAAGAGAUGUUGUUUUACAGUUUAAACUAUCAUCUCAUUUGCAACGAAUAAGCGACCUUCAUCCAUUGUUUAUGAGUCUACAAUACCCGUUGUUGUUCCCCUACGGUCAAUAUGGAUUCCACGAAGGAAUCCAAUACACAAAUGAGCGAAACAAGAUCAAGAGAUCAUUUGUAACCAUUAGGGAAUUCUACGCAUACCAAAUACAGACAAGAUUAUCUGAAGGAAUGACAAUUGUUAAAGGCGGACGUCUGUUUCAACAGUACGUGGUCGAUGCUUACACUGCAAUUGAGCAGGAAAGAAUACGGUGGAUGAGAAACAACCAAAAGACAUUGAGAGCAGAUCUUUAUAAUAAUGUUUUUGAUGCAGUAGACAAAGGAGAUACAAAUGCUAAAGUAUUGGGCAGAAGGGUUAUUUUACCUCCUACAUUCACCGGGGGCCCACGAUACAUGGUUGAAAACUAUCAUGAUGCAAUGGCCAUAUGUAGAUGGUUUGGAAAUCCUGAUCUUUUUGUUACUGUGACGGCAAAUCCAAAAUGGCAAGAGAUAUCCGAUCAUCUUAAAGCCUAUGGUGGAGAAUCUGCAAAUGAUAGGCCAGACAUUGAAUGUCGUGUUUUCAAGAUGAAAUUGGAUGACUUAUUAUCCGAUUUGAAUGAAAGCAUAUUUUUUCCGAAGCCAAUUGCAGUGAUAUACACCAUUGAGUUCCAAAAACGGGGUUUACCACAUGCUCAUAUACUUAUAUGGUUGGAUCCUAUGUAUAAAAGCCCUACAGCAAAUGACAUCGAUCAUCUCAUUUCAGCAGAGUUGCCGGACAAAGAAACUGAUUUCGAAGGAUUCAAAUUAGUUGAACAACAUAUGAUGCAUGGCCCAUGCGGUUUGGACAGACCUCGCUCCCCCUGUAUGGAGAAAGGCAUAUGUACGAAAAGAUACCCUCGACCUUACACGGAGCAUACGACUGUUGAUAAAUCAGGGUAUAUUAUAUACAGACGACGGAAAGACAUGUCUAGAUUUGUGAUGAAAGGGGAUGUAAGAUUAGAUAAUCGUUUUGUGGUCCCACACAACUUGGCGAUUCUGAAGAAAUAUAAGGCACACAUCAAUGUCGAAUGGUGCAGUAAAUCGACAGCUAUUAAAUAUCUCUUCAAGUACAUCACAAAAGGGGUAGACAAGACAACUAUCAUUAUUCGGAAAGGCACUCGGGAAACAAUGUUUACCGAAUGGAUGAACACCAACAAACAGUACAAAGAAGCAACACAGUUAACGUAUGUUGAAUUCCCAACAAAGUACGUAUGGAAUAACACUGUUACGACGAAAUCUAUACAGUUGAUGGUGUCAAAUAUAAUACAUUCAAAGAUGCUUGCCAAGCUAGAGGAUUACUUGAUGAUGAUAAUGAAUGGAGUGAAGCAAUAG
Messenger RNA from Tarenaya hassleriana, 1926 nucleotides. RefSeq lists its product as uncharacterized. The transcript is spliced from 4 exons. The record is from RefSeq and is a predicted model, not a curated record. The coding region runs from base 1 to 1926 and encodes 641 amino acids. NCBI's taxonomy places the organism in Eukaryota, Viridiplantae, Streptophyta, Magnoliopsida, Brassicales, Cleomaceae.